CUGACCGUGUCAAUUGAUCGAUAUCUGAUGCCGAUGCGCGCAUAUUUCGCGCAAUGAAGCGCAAUUAUUCCGGGGCGCCUAUUAUGUCGACUUACCGGGCAUCUCGGCUGCCAGUUUCGUGCCGCCCUUGCCGCGAGAAGAAGCGGCGCUGUGAUCGCAAUCAACCUUGUUCGAAUUGUACCCAGCGGCGCCUCACAUGCGUUUACGAGAAUGGCAGUCGAGCAACUAACCCUUUGGAGACUGAUACAUUACCGGAGCGGAACCCCGGCGAGGCUUCAGUCGACCCGAACGGAAGCACCUUGGCCUUCUCUCCUCUUAGACAGUUGGACCUAAACAAGGAAAUGCUUGACAGGCUAACUAAACUAGAAAAAGCUGUCUUCCCAAAUGGAGCUCAAGUAUCACAGCUUACCCAACCAGAACCAACUUCCUCCCACCACAAGCCGUUCAAUUGCCACAAUGAGACUCCCUCAAGCGACAAAAAUGCUUCUAUCAAUGCGCGCUUAAACCAUUUGACGUCGAAUCUUCCGCCUGCCCAUCAAGCACAUCUGCUAUGUGAACACUUUGUUGACACCAUCCAGCCUACAUUCGGUGUCCUGCAUGUACCAUCGACUAGAUCACUCGUUUGUAGCUCCGUGGACUCUGACAAAGAAGUUCCAAAGAUUGACGAGUUGCUCUUGCUUUUCAGUAUCUUUGCUGGUGCGGCCUUGGCCUGGACAGAUGAACUUCUUCAUAGGCUUGAAGCAACAAAAGAGAACGCCGUGUCGGCCUUCGACUGUUAUUUUCACUCUGCUCUGUCGAUUAUUGAAGAACCUUGCACACCACUACCGCCCUCGGUCACAGCUGUCUCAGCGAUAUCUACCCUUGCACAUGUGGCUAUCAACUCCGAUGAUGUCGUUCCGGCCAAGGCAUUGGAUCUUAGAAGUCGGUGCUACAAUAUGUGCCGCGAAAUGAUGAUCCAUCGCUUAGACAGCCCGGCAGCACAGAAAGAGCGAGUCGUAAGCCCGGCCAACAAUAUUGACUUGGAGGUUCAGAGACGUGUAUGGUGGAACAUGGUUGCUUCUGACUGGUUGACUUCGUUCUCUGGGAGCUCCCAGGAGGGUAUCUAUACAUUCAUCCCGAGACUGCUGAGAGUCAAACAACCGCGUAACGUCGACGACGUUGCGCUCACGAUUUCAGGCGACAUACCCGAUUUACCUAUCUCCGUUCCAACAGACAUGACAUUCUUCUUUCUGCGACUCAGAACGGCAGAAAUAUCUCGCGAGAUUAUCGAUACGAUCACACCCCUGGCCGACGACACCCCCGAAGAAGACUACGAAGUCAUUCUUCAGCUUGAUAGAAAACUGCAAAAUUUUAUCAAGGGUCUUCCUGAUUUUUGCAAGCUCGACCCGGAGAGUAUGCAGAAGUCCAAAGAGAUCUGCGAAUUGAGACCGUUCAUCUACUGGCAGCGAAUAAGUCUUCACCUCGGCAUCCAUGCACGCAUUUGUCGACUUCAUCGUCCUUAUCACCUCGCAGCCUACUCAGAUCUUCGAUAUUCUUACUCUCGAACCACAAUCCUCACAUCAGCAUACAAGAUUCUUGAACUCAGACGCAUGAUGGACGACCCGGUUGCCAAGCUUCACUUUAGACCUGAGAGGUAUUUGGUAAUCUUCUUGCACGUCACCUCAGCCGCUGUAGCGUUGGCAGUCGACCUGUCUCACAACCCUGAUGCCCCCGACGCGGAAGCCAUAAAGGAAAAGGUUAAGGGCGCGUACGAGACGCUGAACAAAUCGAGGAAGAACGCGGAGAGUUUGAUCAGAGGUAUCGAGAAGAAUAUGGAACAGGUCAUGGGGACUUUGCAGAAACAGCGCACGAAUGCGAUGAAAUCAGCUUCGCCAGCUGCGACAUCGAGCGCGAACUUGGAUUCGGUUCCUGAAAGUGCUUUCACAGACAUGAAUGAUAUUACAGUGGGCAUGCAGGAAGACGGUUUCGGGGACGAACAUUCGCACCAGCUCUGGUCAGACUUUUUGGCUGCUGUCCCUGACCUUGAAGAGUUUCAGUGGACUUCUCUUCUGCAAGACCUCGACUUUGAUCCUAGCAACUUCAGUUAA
Fusarium oxysporum Fo47 is the source of this 2087-nucleotide messenger RNA. Its product is annotated as Zn(II)2Cys6 transcription factor. NCBI's taxonomy places the organism in Eukaryota, Fungi, Ascomycota, Sordariomycetes, Hypocreales, Nectriaceae. The transcript is spliced from 4 exons. Gene Ontology annotation, molecular function: zinc ion binding; DNA binding; DNA-binding transcription factor activity, RNA polymerase II-specific. The record is from RefSeq and is a predicted model, not a curated record. Gene Ontology annotation, biological process: regulation of DNA-templated transcription; DNA-templated transcription. Bases 54 to 2087 code for a protein of 677 amino acids.